This is a messenger RNA of Triticum dicoccoides, 707 nucleotides long. RefSeq lists its product as uncharacterized. The record is from RefSeq and is a predicted model, not a curated record. The transcript is spliced from 4 exons. Bases 42 to 467 code for a protein of 141 amino acids. Lineage: Eukaryota; Viridiplantae; Streptophyta; Magnoliopsida; Poales; Poaceae.
UUGCCGGCUCUGCUUCUGUGUGAGCUAGUCAGUAGUUCUCCAUGGCGGCGGCGAGGGCGGGCGCGGCUGCCCGGCGGCUGUGCCACGCGGCGGCGGCGGCGCAGCCCCCGCGCCUGAAGAAGCUCGCGCUGCACCCGCCCAAAUCCGUAGAGGUUCAAUUUGCAGAUGGCAGUACAUUCCAUCUGUCGGCUGAGUUUCUCAGAGUCUACAGUCCAGCAGCUGACAGCAAGAUCAGAUCAAUAGCUGGCGAGAAGGUUAUAUUUGGGCGCCGACAUGUUGGAAUAAUGUCAGCUGAAUCAAUAGGAAACUAUGGAGUCCGGAUACUGUUUGAUGAUUUGCACAAGACUGGGAUCUUCACUUGGGAUUACUUGCACCAUCUGGGUUCUAACAAAUUCAGUCUAUCACGAAAUUAUAUCAGAAUUUUGAGGAAACAUGGUCUUAGUCGGGAUCCUCAGAGAAGGAAAUGACGAUAAGUGUUUGCGUGUGUUAAACAUGUAGAUACGACGGAACUCAAAUAGGCUUUGCCUACCAUGUCCUGGAAUUCAGAAAAACUGUUGCCUUGAGGGAGAUGGAUGGAGCUUCUGCAUGUGUACGGAAUCUCUUAUUUAGAUAACUUGGUACAUAGUGACUGAAACUGUGUUUACGUUGAAAAUAUGGUAAAAUUCUUUACACCGAGUUUAUAUAUGUGCUGGAUGGGAUUGUAUGUC